This is a messenger RNA of Ambispora leptoticha, 540 nucleotides long. Lineage: Eukaryota; Fungi; Glomeromycota; Glomeromycetes; Archaeosporales; Ambisporaceae. The record is from the annotation of a GenBank genome assembly.
AUGCAAUCCUCAUCUCGAAAGCCAGACUGUUAUUGCUCAUUACCGACAACUUUAUGGCGAGCAUAUAAAAGCGACAGAAAUUAUGGUCGAUGGUUUUGGCGAUGCUCGAAAUUUGGAACUGAGGAUGAUAUGGAAAAGUGUAAUUACUUUAAAUGGGCUGACGAAAAAAACGAUAUUAUUAUUAUUGAUAAUAAUAAUGCGAAUAGUCGUGACAGAGGUGUUACAAAUAUCAGCAACAAUACUGUAAACAAUACAAAUAAAAAAUCGCUGUCACCACGUCAGUCUAAAAUUACAUUAUCACCUCAAAGUGACGUCUCUUUUAUAGAAAGACAUCUGACUCGGCAAGAUAAUCGAAUUUCUACUCAAGAACGACAGAAUAAUGAAUUAAACGAUCAAUUAGAGAAUGCACGAAAAGAGAUUGAAGGAUUGAAAUCUGAGAAUAAUAUUUUGAGACGUGAGAACAACUUGUUGAAACGCGAAAUUGAGCUUACAAAAGAAGAGAUUCGAUAUGAAAUAGAAUUGAAGAGAAGAAAGAUUUAA